Molecule: messenger RNA, 1404 nt
Organism: Laccaria bicolor S238N-H82
Lineage: Eukaryota; Fungi; Basidiomycota; Agaricomycetes; Agaricales; Hydnangiaceae
Exons: 3
Coding region: 1-1404 (467 amino acids)
Biological process (GO): ribosomal small subunit biogenesis; maturation of SSU-rRNA
Cellular component (GO): preribosome, small subunit precursor
Molecular function (GO): RNA endonuclease activity
Source: RefSeq, a predicted model, not a curated record
AUGUCACCUCCACAAUGCAAAAACUUGGUCCUCGACGCGGGCCCACUUCUCUCGUUGUCGCCCUUGCGGGGGCUUGCGGAAACAUAUUUCACCGUCCCUCAAGUCCUUUCUGAAUUGAAGGAUCAUCGUGCAAGGGAACAUUUUGAAAGACUGGGUUUAAUGUCCGGCGUGAAAGUAGAAGUCAGAUCUCCUAGCGCCGCUAGCCUGGCCUAUGUCAUCCAAUGGGCGAAGAAAACUGGAGACUAUUCUGUCCUUUCACACCCAGAUCUCUGCGUUCUGGCGCUCACGCAUGCAUUGGACGAAGAAGACAAACGGGCACAGGAAAUUUCCGUCGUUUCUGAUGUCAACGGUAUCUCUUCAGGCUUAAACACGGAGCCAUCGCAUGAAACUUCGCCUUCCGGCGAAGCAGAGCCAUUGAUUGAAGCAGAUCUUGCAACACCACCGGAGGGAUUGUCUGUGGGCGACAUUUUGAGCGGUGUGAAUGGCAUUCAAUUAGGAAGUCAGGUUGCAGAAGACGAAGAGGAAAGCCUCGAGAAGGAACAAAAUCUAGAGGGCGUGGAUACCAACUUAGAUAUCUCACCUACGCAAGAAGGGAGAAAUGCCCCCUCGCCAAUUUACGACGAUCCGUCCGAUUCCGAUGAUGGGGAAGGGGAGUGGAUCACCCCAUCCAAUGCUGCUCUCCAUAAAUCUCGCGCCCUCGAGCUUCUACCUGCCGAUGAUGUUGUCUCUAAGAAGAAAGGCAAAGGCAAAGAAAGAGAGCCUCUGAGGACUGGUUGUAUGACAGCCGAUUUUGCAAUGCAGAACGUUCUGCUUCAAAUGGGCUUGAAUCUGGUUGGUCUCGAAGGUAAGCGAAUCGAGAAGGUUAAAAGCUGGGUCCUGCGGUGUCAUGCUUGUUUCAAAAUAUGCAAAGACAAUUCUAAAAAGUUCUGUCCAUCGUGCGGCAAUGCAACGUUAUUAAGGGCAUCAGUCACAGUAGCUUCCCCCACCGCUUACGCUGACGCCCCUGCCAUGCAAGUUCAUCUUAAACCAAACUUUCAAUACAAAAUUCGGGGAACCAAGUAUCCGAUUCCGGCGCCCAAACAAGGCUCUGCGAAAUUUGGUGCAGGGACUGGUCUCGUUCUCCGGGAAGAUCAAGUGGAGUAUCUGAGAGCGAAGAAAAAGGCCGAUGGAAAACGUGAGCGAGAAGAGGUGAAAUUAUUGAAAGGGAUCUUGGCGAAAGGCGUGGACAGCAAUGGCGCCAGUGCCACUGUAGGGAGUUGGAUGGACCCUGACUGGGUACCGGAAAUUAUGAGUGUUGGAUCGGGGGGUAAAGGGAGAUCUGUGAGGAAUUCUAGAAUGGAUGGUGACCUGCCUCAAAUCGGAUACGGUAGAAAGAAUCCAAACGAGAAAAGGAGAAAUAAAUGA